AAACAUUUCCUCACAGUUGUAGUCUCCACUAUCAUUUGCUAAUAGCUUCUGGAUUUGUGAGUAGCUUUUUCUGGGAAAAAAUGGGUCUAACCGGCAAGAUGGAACGGCAAAUAGAGCUUAAAUCUGGCGGUGAUUUGUUGCAUGAGAUCUUCAAAUCUAAACCCCACCAUGUCUCUGGCAUCACUCCUGCCAAAGUCCAAGGCUGUUCCUUGAUUCAAGGUGAAUGGGGCAAAAAUGGCUCUAUCAUCUGCUGGAACUACACCCAUGAUGGGAAAGAGAAGACUGCGAAGCAAGUGAUAGAAGUAUUUGAUGGGGAGAAGAAGACGAUCGUAUUCAGGAUCAUAGAAGGAGAUCUGUUGCAGCUGUACAAGACCUUCAUAAUCCUGCUUCAUGAGGAAACGAAAGGGGGCAAGAACUGGGCGACAUGGGCAUUUGACUACGAGAAGCUGGGUCCUGAUGUUGAAGAUCCGGUCAGCCUUCUGGACUACUUGACCGAUGUUGUCAAAGACAUUGAUGCCCAUCAUUCCAAGUAAUGGAUGGAUCAAGCAAAGCUUACGAAGCUGUCGUGCUUGGAACUAGUGUACUUCUAUGUGAUCAAUAAUUAAGGAUAAGAAUAAUUUGUACCUUUGGAGGGUACCUGUGUGGUGAGAGUACUUAAAAAUGUUGUGAUCAAAUAUGUAACGUUUGCUGGAUGUGAUGUGUAACAUGUUAUAUGAUAUACAUAAUGUGAUCUUUUCAUAUA
Diospyros lotus (date-plum) is the source of this 742-nucleotide messenger RNA. Its product is annotated as kirola-like. The transcript is spliced from 2 exons. Lineage: Eukaryota; Viridiplantae; Streptophyta; Magnoliopsida; Ericales; Ebenaceae. Gene Ontology annotation, biological process: defense response. The record is from RefSeq and is a predicted model, not a curated record. The coding region runs from base 81 to 533 and encodes 150 amino acids.